AUAAAGGCAGUCAGCCGCCCAGCGAGCAAAUCACUGCUUCCAUUCACUCCUGAGCUAACCUUCUCUGUAGGACAACAUGGUGCUCAAGUCUGUCACAGAAAGCUUCGCCAGACUGAUCCACGGCUUGAAAGUGGGGCACCUUACAGAUCAAGUUAUUCAGAGGAGCAAGAGGAUGAUUCUGGAUACCCUUGGAGUUGGGUUCCUGGGAACCAGUACAGAGGUGUUCCGCAAAGCCAGCCAAUAUAGCAAAGUCUAUAGUUCCAACAUAUCCAGCACUGUUUGGGGUCAGCCAGGCUUCAGGCUCCCACCUGCAUAUGCUGCUUUUGUUAACGGUGUGGCUAUUCACUCAAUGGACUUUGAUGAUACGUGGCACCCUGCCACUCACCCUUCCGGGGCUGUCCUUCCUGUCAUCACAGCUUUAUCAGAAGCUCUGCCUCAGAGUCCAAGGUUUUCUGGCCUUGACCUGCUGCUGGCUUUCAAUGUUGGUAUUGAAGUGCAAGGCCGAUUACUGCAUUUUUCCAAGGAAGCCAACGACAUUCCAAAGAGAUUCCAUCCACCCUCGGUGGUAGGAACUUUGGGUAGUGCGGCGGCUGCAUCCAAGCUUUUAGGACUCAGCUUGACAAAGUGCCAAGAGGCUCUGGCCAUUGCUGUUUCUCAUGCCGGGGCACCCAUAGCGAAUGCUGCCACUGAGACCAAGCCCCUUCACAUUGGCAAUGCUGCCAAGCAUGGGAUAGAGGCUGCUUCUCUGGCAAUGCUGGGUCUCCGAGGAAACAAGCAAGUCUUUGACUUAGAGGCAGGUUUUGGGGCCUUCUAUACCAACUAUUCCCCCAAAGUCCUUCCAAACCUAGAUUCCCACACUUGGCUGCUGGACCACCAAGAUGUGGCCAUCAAGAGUUUUCCUGCGCAUCUGGCUACCCACUGGGUGGCAGAUGCAGCAGCAUCUGUGAGAAAGCAUGUGGUCACAGACGGAGCCCAGUUCCCCACUAAGUGCAUUGAGAAAGUUGUACUCAGGAUUCCAGACAUCCAGUAUGUAAACAGACCCUUCCCAGACUCAGAGCACGAAGCCCGUCAUUCCUUCCAAUACGUGACCUGUGCCAUGCUGCUGGAUGGUGGCAUCACCGUCCCAUCAUUCCAAACACACCAAAUCAACAGGUCACAGGUGAGAGACCUUCUUGGUAAGGUAGAGCUGGAGCACCCUCCAGACAACCUGCCAAGCUUCAACACACUGUACUGUGAAAUAAGUGUCACCCUCAAGGACGGGACCACCUUCACCCAUCGGUCUGACACCUUCUAUGGUCACUGGAGGAAACCACUGAGCCAGGAGGACCUAGAGGCGAAGUUCAGAGCCAACACCUCCCGGGUGCUGUCCUGUGACACAGUGGAAAGUCUUAUAAAGAUAGUAGAAAAACUGGAAGACCUAGAAGACUGUUCUGCGUUAACCACACUUCUCAAAAGAUCCUCUCCACCAGAGUUGGCUUCAAAGUUGUCCAGCGUGUCAUAAUUCCACCACACAAUCUCUCCUACAGUUUACCAACAUCUAAAUGACUUUGCAUUUGGGGAGAUUUCAAUGAUUUGCUUUGUAAAACAAGGGUCUGCUGCUUGUCUUCCCAGGAAUAAAUGAAGCAAGAUACAUAGACAGAGUCCAGGAACAGGACACUGUCUAUGUGGAAGAAAUCUCAUCUUGUACAUUUUGUAGAACAGUUCAAAUUACCUAAAUUAAAAUGAUAAAUAUGUAAGAAAAAUUUUCCUAAGCUUUCAUAAGGAUGAAAUUCAAGUUGCCUGUGAUUUGCUUAUGAAAUUAAUCUUUUCAGAAGGAAAUUGCUUAUAUUGCUUAUAAAAUUAAUCUUUUCAGAGACAUUAUUUAUUAAUUUUGUGAACCUUGAGACCUUAGAGGAAUGUGACCCUGUGUGCCUAUUUUCUGAUGGUAAAGGGCUCUGGUCUGCUUUGCCACCAACAGAAUUCUUUUUUUUUCUUUUUUUUUUGAGAAUAAGAAAAAUGUAUUUAUUCUUUUAGUUCACCCAAAGCUGUAUAAUUAAUG
Molecule: messenger RNA, 2038 nt
Organism: Nycticebus coucang (slow loris)
Lineage: Eukaryota; Metazoa; Chordata; Mammalia; Primates; Lorisidae
Gene: ACOD1
Product: aconitate decarboxylase 1
Exons: 5
Coding region: 77-1501 (474 amino acids)
Molecular function (GO): lyase activity
Source: RefSeq, a predicted model, not a curated record